Messenger RNA from Spea bombifrons (plains spadefoot toad), 1324 nucleotides. RefSeq names its product phospholipase A2 inhibitor NAI-like. Bases 147 to 962 code for a protein of 271 amino acids. The record is from RefSeq and is a predicted model, not a curated record. The transcript is spliced from 5 exons. NCBI's taxonomy places the organism in Eukaryota, Metazoa, Chordata, Amphibia, Anura, Pelobatidae.
AAACCCCGCCAAGGUGAAAUUCCUCUGCGGACAUGGUUAUUCAUAGACGGCUACUUAAACCACAGUAGAAGCUUCUCAUUCAUUGACCCAAACAUUCGUACUUCGGAAGGACUUUCGGCGUGAUUCCAGUAACUCAUAUUCCGACCAUGAACUUCAUUCCCAUCCUGGUCUGUGUCUUGCCUGCAUUAUUAUCAACAGGAUAUUCUCUUUCUUGCAUCAGCUGCGUCAGCACUAACGGAGAUACCUGCACCGGUCCUAAUGUGACCUGUCCCCAGUAUUCCGACCGCUGUUCAUCCAUCUACACAAAGACCAACAUUUUACCUUAUGGAUUGACAACGAUGUCCAUUGUAAGAGGAUGCGGCUACUCAAAAGAAUGCGCGGAGCCCACCAAGACUCUCAAUAACCAGUUUAUGUCGGUAGAUAUUUGUACGAGCUGCUGUGAGGGGGAUAACUGCACCCCCGUCAAGCCCAAAGCUCCUUCUAGUAACCCAACCCCCAAUGGACUUCAAUGCCCUUCUUGUUUUGCACUAAUGUCGGACAAGUGUGCAGCGAUGAACACAACCCAGUGCGCGGGAGGAGAGAAUAAAUGUGUUUCUUACGUGAUCAACUCUGUCUUCAGAGGACCAUUCUUGGCCAUGUCCGGCUGCGCGACUGAAAACCUCUGUUCUAAUUACAACGGAACCACUACAUCGAGCGAAGUCGGGGAGAUGAAAGUUGACAUUGCAUGCAUGAACGCCACCGUCGUUCCAAGCACUAGCGCCACGACUGCUUUCCAAAAUUGGAAGACUGAAACUUCUGAAGGAACGGAGGCUAAUGCCACGUCUGUAAAAAUUUGUGCAGGCAUGACUACAACCACCACUGUCAGUAAGAAAAGCGAUAACAUGAGAAAUGCAUGCAGCAUGCUCUCCUCCAUCAAUGUUACUCUUCUUCUUACCUUCGUCGUGGCUUAUAUGUUCUACUAACAUACCCUACAGAAGGGAAUCCAUGGUCUACUCUCCAACCAUGCUGUCCUUUGAACACACUCUGCUCCGGUAAACUAAUUAAAGGGACAGUCAAUAAAAAAAGAAGGAAAAUCUGACCAUGUCCAUGGGAUAGAUUAUGAAAUUACUAACAGAUACCUCAACGAGCUAAAUGGCUAUGAUUUGAUAGCUGGCGAUAGAUUAGAAGACCAUAGCGGUUGACCGUAUGUAUUUUGAAGAAUAAAAGUAAUAUUCUAAUCAUAAAAAUUCAACUUUGGUUGAUUUGUCAUUGUUCUAAUUAUGAUUUUUUUUUCCUAAAUGCACUGUAUUGAUCUUUAAUCAAUGAAAUAAAUAUCUACACCUUA